This is a messenger RNA of Labrus mixtus (cuckoo wrasse), 2419 nucleotides long. Its product is annotated as NADPH oxidase organizer 1-like. NCBI's taxonomy places the organism in Eukaryota, Metazoa, Chordata, Actinopteri, Labriformes, Labridae. The transcript has 8 exons. The record is from RefSeq and is a predicted model, not a curated record. Gene Ontology annotation, molecular function: protein binding; superoxide-generating NADPH oxidase activator activity; phosphatidylinositol binding. Gene Ontology annotation, biological process: superoxide anion generation. The coding region runs from base 100 to 1560 and encodes 486 amino acids.
ACCUCGACCUCUCAGAGAAGCAGAGACAGUUCAGCCGGAGACUGAAGGUCAAUAAAGCAGCUCUAUCAUCCCGCUAGCAGCGAAACAAAGAGGAACACGAUGGUCAAUGAACAGCGCUUUGUGAUUAGUCUGAGGAUCAUUGGAUCCGUGCUCAAGGACACACCAAAACUCAAGAUGUUCAUGGUAUCUGUGUUGUGGUCUGAUGAGACGGAAGUUAUAAUCUACAGGUCCUUCCAAGAGUUUAAGAAAUUUCAUAAGCAGCUGAAGAAAAGGUUCCCUCAUGUGAACCCUUUCAGGAGAAAUGACAGAGUGAUCCCCAAAUUUAAUGGGAAGGUGAGGAAGAGCCUCCAGCAGAAAGGAUCCAAGACAAUGGUCCGUCGUAUGAAGUUCCUGGAGAGCUACUGUGAUGAGCUGCUGAAGUGCGACCAAAUAGUGACUCAGAGCUCUGAGCUCACUCAGUUCUUCCUGCCCAAAGACCACGACCUGCAGACGGACUUCACCAAGAACAGCAUCAUGAUCCUGCUAUCUGACAGCUCAGACGGAGGAGGAGGGGACCACCAGCCUGGAGGAAGUGUCACCCACCCUCUGGUCACCCAGACUUACCGCUGUGUGGCCGCUUAUGAGACAAAAGAUGCUAAAAAUCGUCCAUUUAAGGUGGCUGUUGAUGAGAAACUGGAUGUCCUGAUCAAAGACCCCGCAGGUUGGUGGCUGGUGGAGAAUGAGGAGAAGCACUUGGCUUGGUUUCCUGCUCCCUACCUGGAAUCAUGGGAAGGAGAGGAAGAUGAUGAUGCAGGAUUCCAGUUAGGAGGUGCCCUGUACUGUGCUGUGAGGAGUUUCUCGGCUACGAAGGAUGACGAGGUGUCUGUGCCCAUUGGCUCUGUGGUUGAGGUGCUGAGGAAGUCUGACGAUGGCUGGUGGCUUAUCAGAUUCAAUGGCAAGGGUGGUUACAUCCCCUCCAUGUACCUGCAGCCAUCCAACAACCCCAGGGCCGGCCUUUACAGCAUGCAGAGAAAGCUCCACAGCUCCACCCUGAACCUUUCAGUAACCGGCAGUGAGUCCCGAGCUUCUUCUCCACCAAGUAGGAAUGGAGAAAACAGAGAGAGGUCCAGAGAAGAACCCAGUCUGCCUGGGCGUCUGCACAAGGCCCGAUCUCUGGAUGUUCUGUCUGAGACCUGGACGCAGGCGCAGACAGACAGAGAUACCUCCUCCUUAGAGGAUUAUUCAUGCAGAACCAGCACCGAGCUGAGCUUCUCUGGCUUCUCCACAGACAGCGAGUCAUCUUCCAGUUUGACAGAGGGAGCACAGCUGGGUCAUUCAAGCGGUAGCGAGCGAAGCAGUCCUGAUCUCAGCCUUUCUGAUUGUCGCAACUCCAACAAGAGCACCAAAAGCUCCAGAUCUGCCGCCUCAGGUGGAAGCGAGACUUCCUCAAAUGUUCCCAGGGUGCCACCCCGACCGAAAACCGAGGAGAUCCUGACCCGCUGCACCACCAUGACACGAAAGGCAGCCCUGGCUAACAAGACCCGGCUUCAGAUCCAGCCAGAGUCCAUCUACAGCCGCUGAGGAGUUAGAAAUCCAACAUACUGAAAAUACUGUAAAUCAUAGUCUCAAUUUCAAAUCGAUUUGUGUUAUUUAGUAUUUGUUGUUAAAUAUUUAGCUGCAUCAACCUACCUAUAGGUCUGUCAAUCAAAUGUGUUGUGAAGCAUCUUUUUUUUAUCUUUGUUUCUUUGUCUUGUCACACAAUUACUGAAGAGAAAGCAUUGGUGACAAGAUGAAUGUGUCCUGAAAUCCAUAAAUUGAUGUCUUAACAUUUUUCAUUUGAUCAAAUGGAGCCUGACAUCUUAGGUUUGAAACUUUUACUCAGUUUUAGAAUCAUGUAGCUUCAAUGAAGCGUUAAGGAAAGUCAGUUUAAAAAAAAGGUAUGUGACAUGGUCACGCAAUAGUAAAGAAUUCUUUAUUUUCUCUUAGUCAACUUAAGGAAAAACAUGAAAAGUGGAUUGUUGGAGUUUAAGAUGCAGAUAUUUACACUAAACUGUAUUUAAUGUGUCUUCCUGUUUUCUUUUUCACAGUUUUAACAGAAAUAAGCGCUUGUCAGUGCUAGUUGUCUUUUAUUUGUAAUGUCUUGCAUAUAGCACUUUAACUUAACUUAACUUAACUGAAUGUACUUGAUAAUAAUAAGUAAUAGAAACCAUACUAAAACAUCCAGUAAACAAGCUGUCAGUAAACAGAAUGGGAUGACUUAUGAGUGUCCUGUCAGAACGUGAUCUCAUUUAAUUCUAACCUUCUACUGUUGUUUAUUUAAAGAGUGUUUUAAUUUCCCUUUUUUUAGUUCACUGUAGUUUAACCUUUUGACAUGUAUGAGUUUGUAUGUAAGUUUCACAAAAACAGAUCAAUACAAUCUUAUUUGCACCGAAGUCACAAA